Rotaria sp. Silwood2 is the source of this 285-nucleotide messenger RNA. NCBI's taxonomy places the organism in Eukaryota, Metazoa, Rotifera, Eurotatoria, Philodinida, Philodinidae. The record is from the annotation of a GenBank genome assembly.
AUGAUAAAUAAAUCAAGUAUAUUAACCACAUUUGUUCGUAAUGAAAUAAAACGACGACAAAUUGAUCUUGAUGCAGCAAUUAAUCCUGAUGGUCAACAGAUUGUAAAUGACAUUAUUUAUUCGCCUCAAUCUCAUAUUGGUUUAACAAUCAAACAAAUUAAAAAAAUACGUUCAUUGCAAAUUAAUCAAUUUGAAUGGAAAUUAAUAGAAUCAUUGUCCAAUGUUUUAGCUCCAUUCUAUUUUGCUACGAAAUGCUUAUCUGGUCGUCAGUAUCCAACAUUAUAA